Messenger RNA from Erigeron canadensis, 2976 nucleotides. RefSeq names its product probable LRR receptor-like serine/threonine-protein kinase At1g12460. The transcript is spliced from 2 exons. Gene Ontology annotation, biological process: protein phosphorylation. The record is from RefSeq and is a predicted model, not a curated record. NCBI's taxonomy places the organism in Eukaryota, Viridiplantae, Streptophyta, Magnoliopsida, Asterales, Asteraceae. Gene Ontology annotation, molecular function: ATP binding; protein binding; protein kinase activity. The coding region runs from base 123 to 2819 and encodes 898 amino acids.
CCACAGGCUAAACCCUGAUAAAGUUUCAAUCUUUGUUAUCUUUUUUACAAGAUGACACUUACCCACUUCAAUUUAUCCAUAUUUGAACCAACUUUACAAAUGUUUGCACAUUCUUUGAAUCAAUGAGAAGCUUUUUACAGCAAUGCUGCUACUUUACAGCAUGUAUACUGUCACUGGCUGUAUUGCAGUCGCCGGCGGCUAUAACUCCGGUGGCCGGAGCUGCCUCAGAGAAAGAGAUCUUGCUUCAAUUCAAAGGUAACAUUACAAGUGAUCCCUAUAAUAGUUUAAGUUCAUGGGAUGUUAGUAAAGAUGAAUGUAGAGAUUAUAGUGGUGUGUUUUGUGAUACUUUUGGGGAUGUGUAUAAGAUUGUGUUAUGGAAUACUAGUUUAGGUGGUGUAUUGUCUCCUGCAUUGUCAAAGUUGAAAUCUUUAAGGAUACUUACAUUAUUUGGAAAUAGAUUCAUUGGAAAUAUACCACUUGAGUUUCAAGAACUUACUACUUUAUGGAAGAUCAAUGUUAGCUCGAAUGCGUUAUCUGGUUCAAUUCCUGAGUUUUUAGGGGAUUUGCCGAGCAUUCGGUUUCUUGAUUUGUCAAAAAAUGAGUUUGAAGGAGAGAUUCCAUUGUCUUUGUUUAAGUUUUGUGAGAAAAUUAAGUUCAUUUCAUUAUCACAUAACAAUCUUUCGGGUUCAAUUCCUGUAAUUAUCAAUAAUUGCUUGAAUCUUGAAGGAUUUGAUGUGUCUUUUAACGGUUUGAGUGGCGAAUUUCCUUCACAAGUUUGUGAUAUACCGAGUCUUGUUUACUUGUCUUUAAGAAAUAAUGUGUUGACCGGGAGUGUUGAAGAACAAGUCAAGGGUUGUCAAAGGUUGGAACUUUUGGAUCUUGGAAGCAAUCUUUUCACCGGGAUACCCCCUUUUGGCGUUCUUCAGUUAGCAAACUUGAGCUAUUUCAAUAUUUCAUACAACGAGUUUGAAGGACAGAUUCAAGGCCUAGAAUCUUGUAGUGACAAGUUAGAAGUUUUUGAUGUUGCGGGCAAUGGUUUUCAAGGGGAGAUCCCUAUGAGCAUUGUGUCACAAUGCAGCAGCUUGAAAGUUUUAAACAUGGGGUAUAACAAACUAAUUGGUGAAAUCCCGGCUGAGAUUUCGAGUUUAAAAAGACUAACAGUGAUUAAUUUGGGAAACAACUCUAUAACGGGUGAAAUCCCAGUGGAAUUUGGGGACAUUGAGCUUCUCCAAGUUCUUGAUCUGCAUAAUCUUGGUCUUCAUGGUGAAAUCCCGGAGACUUUAAGCAAUUGCAGGUUUCUUCUAGAGCUGGAUGUUUCAGGAAAUUCUUUAGAGGGACAGAUCCCCGACACAUUUUACAACAUGUCUUACCUACGUAUCCUUGAUCUUCACGAUAACAACCUUGACGGAAACAUACCAUCAACUCUAGGAAACCUCUCUAAAAUCCAAACAUUAGAUCUAUCUGAAAAUAUGUUAUCCGGGUCCAUCCCCUUUUCUUUAUCAAAUUUACAAAACUUGAAUCAUUUCAACGUCUCCUACAACGACCUCUCAGGUCAAAUUCCUUCAUUUUCUAUCCAAAAUUUCAAUUCUUCCGCGUUUUCAAACAAUCCAAGACUGUGUGGGGCCCCUUUGAAUCGAUCUUGUUCAGAUUCAACAGAUUCUGAAUCAAGAAAGCCGAAGUUAAGCGUUUCCACCAUUGUUGCCAUUGUCGCUGCUUCGUUGAUCUUGAUCGGAGUUUGUUUAAUAACCAUUAUGAAUAUGAAAGCUCGAAGAAGAAGAAAGAGCAGAGAAGAUGAGACGAUGAUCAUUGAAAGCACACCUUUAGCUUCAUCAGAUUCUAAUGUCAUUAUUGGAAAAUUGGUUCUUUUUAGCAAAACUUUGCCAUCAAAGUAUGAAGAUUGGGAGGCCGGGACUAAAGCUUUACUCAAUAAGGAUUCUUUAAUUGGUACGGGAUCGAUUGGAAGUGUAUAUAGAGCUGAUUUUGAAGGUGGGAUUUCAAUCGCGGUGAAAAAGAUCAAAACUUUAGGAAGAAUCAAGAAUCAAGAGGAAUUCGAGCAAGAAAUUGGACGAUUAGGUUCUCUUCGACAUCGCAAUCUUGUUGCUUUUCAAGGGUAUUAUUGGUCAUCCAGUAUGCAAUUGAUCUUGUCUGAUUUUGCCUCGAAUGGAAACUUAUACGACAAUCUACAUGGCGCCAGCUAUCCUGGGACUAGUUUUAGUGUCGGAAACCGUGAGUUAAACUGGCCACGGAGGUUUAAGAUUGCUCUUGGGACCGCAAGGGCAUUAUCAUACAUUCACCAUGACUGUAAACCUCAGAUUCUUCAUCUCAAUUUAAAAUCAAAUAACAUCUUAUUGGAUGAGAGUUAUGAAGCAAAACUUUCGGAUUAUGGGUUAGUCAAGCUGCUCCCUUUGCUUGAUAAUUAUGGUCUGACCAGAUUUCACAAUGCAGUUGGAUAUGUUGCUCCUGAAUUGGCACAGAGUAUGAGAUUGAGUGACAAAUGUGAUGUGUAUAGUUUUGGCGUGAUCUUGUUGGAGGUGGUUACAGGGCGAAAGCCAGUAGAGAGCCUUGGCGGUCAUGAGGUAGUUGUUUUGUGUGAAUAUGUCCGGGGUUUGAUCGAGAGGGGAAAAGCUUCAGAUUGUUUUGAUAGAAGUUUGAACGGCUUUGUGGAGAAUGAAUUGAUCCAGGUAAUGAAACUGGGAUUGAUUUGCACUUCUGAGUCGCCUUUGAGAAGACCGAGCAUGGCUGAGGUCGUUCAGGUUCUCGAGUCUGUACGGUCAGGGUCAGGGUCAGGGUCGGGAUCUGGAUCAGGAUCAGCAUCAUAGCCUAUGGAUUGGUAUGCAUUAAAUCAUACAUAAAUGCUAUGAGAAAUGACUGACAAUAGUUCAUUUAGAAGAACCAUUCUUUUGUAUUCCUUUUGUGAUUAACAUUAUUAAUUGUUUACUGUAAGUUUCUUGCAAUAAAUUAAUUCAUUUUUGAUUA